Messenger RNA from Suillus paluster, 2410 nucleotides. Its product is annotated as Pre-mRNA splicing factor PRP21 like protein-domain-containing protein. The transcript has 5 exons. Lineage: Eukaryota; Fungi; Basidiomycota; Agaricomycetes; Boletales; Suillaceae. The coding region runs from base 21 to 2354 and encodes 777 amino acids. Gene Ontology annotation, biological process: mRNA cis splicing, via spliceosome; regulation of alternative mRNA splicing, via spliceosome. Gene Ontology annotation, molecular function: protein binding; RNA binding. Gene Ontology annotation, cellular component: U2-type prespliceosome; U2 snRNP; catalytic step 2 spliceosome. The record is from RefSeq and is a predicted model, not a curated record.
CGCCCACGUCGACAACAACCAUGGCAGUAGAAACGCAAACAAUGCCUGUCAUGAACGGACACGCCUUUACUGGCGAUGUCGAAAUGACAAAUGGCACCCGGGAUCCUUCAUUCAGGUUUACCAGUGGACUCAUCUUGCCACCCCCAGAAAUCAAAUCUGUUAUCGACAGAACAGCAUUAUUCGUCGCUCGCUCUGCGAACCCACCUCAGUUUGAGGAUAAAAUUCGCGAAAACCAGCGUCAGGAUCCAAAGUUCUCGUUCCUCAACCCCGCGGAUCCUUAUCAUGCUUACUAUAGGCAUCGCAUGGAGAAGAUUGAUGCGGGAGAGGAGCUGGAGGAUACUUCACAAGAAAAGGAAAAGACGGACGGGGUAGAAGAAAUGCCAGUAGUUCCAGAAGAUCUCGGCGUUGAACCACCUCAGUCGCAGUUUGCUAUGGAUAUGCCCAAUGUUAGCCAUAUUGACUUAGAUAUCAUGAAGCUGACUGCCCUUUUCACCGCCCGUCGCGGUCGGACGUUCUUGGCGACACUUUCGCAGAACGAGGGACGGAACUAUCAGUUCGACUUUCUGCGACCCACGCAUUCUCUCUUUGGUUGCUUCAACCGCCUCGUCGAGCAAUACCUCAAAAUUUUGUAUCCAGGUAAGGAGAUGUUAGUGGAGUUGAGUAACCGGGCGCAGGAGGGCGCGAAGGGGACAACCUUGGAGCAGUCAAGAAAAUACGCCCGUUGGGAACGCUUGAAGAGGGAGAAGGAUAAGAAGAGACAGGAUGACCAGGAAGCAGAGAAACGCGCAUUUGCUGAGAUUGACUGGCAUGAUUAUGCAAUCGUUCAGACGAUCGAUUUCACGGUUGCUGAUGCAAAUUCAGAGCUACCUCCGCCAAUGAGCGUGCAAGAAGUGGAGAGCAUGACGCUUGCUCAAAAGAGAAUGGCCGCUAUGAUCAUGGAAAAUACUGCGGAUGAGAUAGAAGCUCACAAGGCUAGAAUGGCCGCAGCAGAGGCCGAAGCAGCUGCAGCUGUCAGCGGCGCUGGGAUUGGGGCUGUUGAAGAUGAGGAUGCCGCAAUGGAGCAGAGUGAUGACGAGGACGAUGAAGCGCAACAGAGGAAGAAGAGUGAAGACGAGGAGAGACUGAGGGAACUUGAGCGCGCCCGCGCGAUGCAAGCAAGUGCCAGUAUCUCAGGACCCAUGAAGAUCAGGACAGAUUAUGUUCCAAAACUUGGUGCCAAGAAGGGAGCUACUCUCACGACGUGCACAAUUUGUGGACAGCAGAUUCCUGUCGACGAACUUGAUGAGCACAUGCGUAUUGAGCUGCUAGAUCCCAAGUGGAAGUCUCACCGUGAUAAUCUCGAAGCUCGAAAAGCCCAAGCAUCCGAACUUCUGCGUGGUGCGAACGUAGUUUCAUCACUCAAGAACUUGGCCCGUACACGUGUAGAUAUUUUCGGUGCUGAGGCUGAUGAGGAGAGGCGUAAGAAAGAGGAAGAGGAAGAGAGGGAACGCCGAAAAGAGAGGGAGAAGGUUGUUUGGGAUGGUCACACUGCGACGAAGGUUUCCACGAUGGACAAGUAUUCGACCAACGUCAACUUCGACGAACAAAUUGCUGCCAUCCAUCGUGCAAAGGGUCUUGGACCCCAGGACGCCAAUGCAAUUGGCCCUGGAAUUGGCCCUGUGUCGGCACCUCCACCCGCAAUGACGGGUCUUCCUCCUCCUCAUGCUUCAUUACCUGCCCCUCCUGUGCAAUCAUCAGGGUCUGCUUCCUACUCUUCCGCUACUGUGUCAUCUGGCCCACAACCAGCAUCCGCAUAUCCCCCUCAGGCUCCACCAGUUAUGCUCCCACCCCUUCACUAUCAAGGCCUCGACUCUGCGCAACCGUUCGGUUACCAGCCCCCUGCUGCUGGCAUGCAUCCUUCUCGCAUGGCUGGUAUGAUGGCUGGUGGUACGGGAACACCGCCACACGCGGGUAUGGUGCGCAGCGCAGAUGAAAUGGAAGGAUUAGAAGAGCAGCCUGCUAUCAAGCGACAAAAAAUCGCGAAACUUCCUGGUGGAGCCCUGUAUCCCGAGGCAGACUGGAUUGGAAUGCAUCCAUACACUAUAUCUCUCUCUGUGCAACUUCCCAACGAUCCGUCCAAGCCCGAGUGGAAGCUUGAUGGACAGACAGUCACGGUGUCAGAUCUUCCUCUCACUCUGUUGGUUUCGACGCUCCGUGAUCGUAUAAAUCAAGUCCUGGGCAGCAAUCUUCCUCUUUCGAAAGUUCGAAUAUCGUAUGCGGGUAAGAUGCUGACGAAUACGAGUACUAUCGCGAGCCAUAACUUGGAGGAUGACGAUCUUGUCGUGCUUAGUAUCACUGCUGCUAAAAAGAAGUGAUCCCUUGCCAAUCCUUGUACAUUUAUUUUGGUAACAUAGCAUGAAUAAUUCUAUGA